AUGUAUAGUAUUAGUACGAAAACAACCCGACAGUCCCGGGGGAUAUUUAGCGUUACCGUGCACGUUCACACUGAACAGGCUGGGCGAUUUUUAUUUUAUUUUUUUUAUCUCCGACGGGAACGCGACGACCGGCAGCGGCACCCACCCAGACGCGUACCCAUUAUUACCCAGCCGGCGGCCCGACAAUUCUCCUGCGACCGUCCAAGUCGAAGCACGUCGCCAGUCGCCACUCGUACAGCAGCAGCGUCCGACGUCUCACGUUUAUUAUCCGUAUUCCAGCUACCUUUCACGCCCGUCUUCGAAAACAUACCCAAAACAGGUAAACGCAACACAGAUUUCGUGUGAUGAAUUAUCGUCUUUAUUUUUUUCUGUCUCUCUGUAUUAAUAAAAUAAUAGUACGGUUAAGCGCGGCGUAAAACGAUAUUUCCGGAUAAAACAUCACCCGUAUCGGCGAGUCUCGAUAUUAUCUCCGAUAUCGUUUUAUACCGAGCUUUUUACAUUAUAUUUGUAGAUACGGGAGUUUUUUUUCCGCGGGUAUCCCGAAGAGUUACCCGCACGACUUACCGAAGUCUAAUUAGAUUUACUAAAAGUUACCGUCGCCUAUAUUACUCUACUUUAGGUAUAUUAUUAUAUUAUAAUAUUACUUAGAUCUCUAUACACAUAUAUAUAAAGAUUUUUCGCGUGCUUAGUUUACAACCUAUACGUCUAUGAUGUUGCAAUAAUAUUGUUGCAGUGCGUGUUUAGGUGAACAUUUUUUUUUUCUAGAAAUUGCGAAUCCUAGGUACGUUUCAUAUUUAUUUAUUUCGUUAGUUUUUUCGUGCGUUUGUGUUUUCUCGAUAAAAGUUAUCAAUUCGUUAUUGAACGUAACUUAUACAUAUUAUAAUAUAGGCAGUUAAGGUGAAACUGUAGAACAAAUUUCGAUAGUUCGUAUUAAAAUAUAUUUUCAGCCAUUCUUAAAAUAGAAAAUGUCUUAAAAAUUUUAAAAAUACGAUAACGCACACAUAUUGUCACAUAUAACAAUACGACCCACGGGGGGGGGGAGAGGGCGAAUGCCCUCUUCGCUCCCCCCACUGGUGCGCCACUGAAUAAUGGAUCGGUAAGUACGCAGCAGCUUGCGGUUCUAAGUUCUCCGCCGAGUCGCGGUAAAAACCAUUUGCGUAAUUUAUAAAAAGAUAUACUAUACCACUAAUCACUAUUAUACGUACGUUGAAGUCUUUGCAGCUGUCACAUUGGCACGGGCAUUUGUGCGCAAUCCUGUAUCAUGCGCGUCUGUACCUAUAUAUAUAUAUAUAUAUAUAGGAACAAUUUUAAGUUUGUUCGGAAAGUUUCACGCGUCGCGGGCCUACAACGUUUUUAUACCGUCUCGCUAUAAAAGUCGUUUACAAACUUGAAACGAACGGGUCUUUUGUUUUGUAUUUUUUUUUUUUUAUCAUUAUUUUCUUUCCGUUUUGUUUCGGAUUCCGGAUGAACACUUCGACCAUAUGGUCGCAGUAUCGUGACGAGCGAUAUUCCGGACGUACGGUUUUAUAUUUAUAUAUAUAUAUAUAUAUAGGUACACGGUAUACACAGUCCGUCGUGUAAACAUCUGUCCACGGCGAUUGGGCGUACGUACACGACUUAAAAACCGUAUUCAGGACGCGACGGCGGGUUAAUUCAAUGAUUAUUCAGUCCGUCGUUGCUGUAAUUAUCGUCGUUUAGCGCGAUGGCGUUUAAAAUGUAAUAUAUUGCCCCGUUUGCGUAUAAUUAUUAAUAUAAUAUCAACAGUUCGAAUUGAUUUCGCGCGAGACGUACGGUUGCGGAUCUUUUUUUUUGAACCCGCAGGCUACUGUAGCUGCGGCACGCGAUAAUAUAGAUAUUUCGAAAUGGUUAUUCGCGCGAUUUCGUGACGAGCGAGAAACAAAAAAAAAAAAACGGGUAAAAUCCGUGCGUAGAGCAUUUAUAUUAUUAGCUCGAAAAAUUGCGUUUACCCGAUCGUGUUGUAAACUGCCAUAAUACACUCUCGUAACGGUCUGCAACUUCCUACAUGCAGGUUUCCGCUUGGUGCAUAUUAUAUUAUACAUGUACAAAUACACCUACAAAUUUUAGACUACAUCGUGUCCUUGGACGUCUUUUGGGUCGAUAACAUCUGAAAAUUUAUUCAUACGCUGGGUACACGUAUACCUGCAGAUACGAGGAUUGAAUAUCAGCGCGUAUAUUAUAUAGGAAGUAUACGUAAAUGCAGCACGUACUGCGCGGUUAGGUAGGUACGCGGUAUUUUUUUUUAUUUUUUUUUUUCUAUAGCGCGUGCACAUCACUUUUCCGUAAGAAAGCCCUGCAAUACGGUUGAAAAAAAAGAAUGUAUUUUGAAAAAAGUCCGCGAUAUCGCGGAUUUAGUACGAAAAUUCGUUUGGGAAAUAUUCGACGUUUGACGAAAUCGUUUUUUCAAUAUACUCGUGUUAUAUUAUUGUUCGUCAUCUUUGGAGAAAUCCGCGUUCGGCAAACUAACGUUUCUAAUUCGGAGUCGUCGUAUAUACAUUAUGAUUAAUUGAAACAAUUUAAACAAAAACAUAAUCAAUUAGUGUCGCGGGUUCGAGUCGUCGGUUUAUGAAUCAUCGCGUGACAGUGCGGAGCCGAGAAAGUCCACACUCUGCGUAAUAUUAUUGCGGCAAGCGCACAGUCAUUUUAUUUAAAAAAAAUCGCGACGAAAAAACAUUGCGCGCGGAUUUUGAUUAUUAAUAUUUCGUUUUUAUUUUAUUUUUGUUGUUUUUCACGUAAUUAUUACCUACAAUAAUCUUUAUAAUAUUGUAUAAUAUAUUCGACGAAAAUAACAUAAUUUUUUUUUGUCUUUGUUUACCCAAAGUACGGGCGUGUUUAAUCUUUAGACAUUCCUGAAAUGUUCGUAAUUGUUUAUUUAUUAUUACUUUAAUGUAUCAUAAAUAAUAAUAAUAAUAACAAUAAUCUGUCUCGAGUCGAAAUAUCAUGCCCGUCUGCAGCGUGGCUAUUAUAUGUUAUCCGUACAUAACCGCGUUGCGGCAGUCUUAUUCAUUAUAAUAUACCUACCUAACGACAACCCAAUGACUCACUCGUCGUCGUCCGUCAAGAUAAUAUAACAAAAUUUCGUAUAGGUAUUUAAGUACACACGUCUAUAAACGAAGUAUUUAACGAAAUAAUAACGUUAGCCGAGAAUCUCAAAAUAUCGCUAUAAUGUAAUUAUCGUGUUUUUGUAAAAUUACACGUCCACCGUCGUAUAAUAAUGGAUCUCUUCUAAACAUUUUUUAGACUACGAGCGAGGAAUAUAUUGGUUUUACUGUAAUGAUAUUUUUUUUUUUAUUUGUGUACAAAAAUUCUACCAGCACUUUUGUUCCGGUGUAUUGAGUGUAGCAUCCUUUUCGAAAGGUAAUAGUUUUAUCUAAUUGGUACUUUAGGGGGAUAAUUUUUUUGAUUUUAAGGGCAGUUUUCAUAAUAACUGGAAAAAAACGUAGGAAAAACGGAAAAUUUACGAAAAAGAAAAAAUGCUUUUAUUAUUUUCAAUAUUUGAUUUUUCGUUGUAAUUCAGUACCAAAUGUUCGUAGAGACUAGAAAUUUAAACAGAAAACUUUUGUUUGCCUUUUAUAGACGUGGUAAAAUUUUCAAAACAUUUGAGCCAUUUUUGACAUAUUUUAGAUAUUUUAAUUUCGUGAGUUUUUUUUACGUAAUUUCUAUUCGGUACCUAGAUACUCUGCGAACGAAAUGAUUAGACCAAUAGAAUGUUCAUUAUAAGUUGUACUUAAUGGUCAACAAGAAAAAGUCGAGUUUAAUACAGUAUUUUUUUUUUUUUUUUUAAUCAAAUUUUGGCCAAAUAUCGUAAAUAUUACGGCCUUUUAAAACAUGUAUAACCGAAUUCCACUCAGAAUCGUUUUUCGUUAGCAACGAUUAAUUGUUGCUUGCAGAUGUAAAUUAAAUUCCCCUUCUGUAUGUCUAUAUACUACCUUCCCAACUUCUCACUUACAACAGUGGCCCACCCGUCGUGCGUCGAAGUAUGUCCGUCUUUUUGAACACCUAUAUCUUUUGAAGUAUAGAAACUUCUUCGAAUGGUUUUUUUUUUAUCGUUAUCCUUUGGUUGAAAUAUAAUUAAAUUAUAAAUUAUCAUGCAUUGUGAUGUGUAUCCGCUAUAAUAAUAACAUGAUGCGAUUAUAAUAUUAUACGUAGAUUCCGUUUUUCUUAUUUUUUUUAUUAUAAUCCGCAUAUUAUAUAUUAUUAUAAAUAUAACAGUAUCUUGUAGAGUUUUUUUUUCCACGUUUUCAGACAAAAAUAAAAUUUGCUUUAAGCAAUACAUUUAUUCGUACGCACCAACUGAUGCGCGGGCGCCAGACCUCAAAUAAAAACCAUUAAUUCCUGGAUAUUCGUCGAACGUGUUUGAUGAUCUGCUAUUAAUACCUAUACGCUACGAUACAUUGUAUAGUAUUGUGUGUCUGUUGACUAUUAUUUUUUUAUGACCGGCGUAAACGUUUACGAAAAUAAACCGUAUGCACACCGAUUAUAUAAAAUCCUGUCAUAUGGUUUUGAAUUUCUAUCGAGUCGAUUUCAACAUAAUUCCUUAUACGUUGCUGUUAUUAUAUAUUAGGUAUACGCGCGGCUGUAAAUUAAAAUUUGCUCACGGCCACAGACAGUCGUGUGCACGCGGCGGAUAGGUACGAAUUACGGUUUAGUGUGCCGUUUCAAUAUUGCGCACACAAAAAUGUAAACUAAGUACGCGUAAUAUUUUUUUUAAACAUUUUUUUUUUCCAUAAUAUCGUGGUGAUAAAAUUACCGAGUUUAAGUAUUGUAUACUUGGUUAAUAAUUCUUUUGCGAGAAAUGUACUUUAAGUGAAAGUAUUACCCAUCUGAUUAUAAUACGACUUAAUAUGUCUUAUAGGCAUAGACACGGACGCUUAAUGAGAGGGUCAAGCUGUGGAACAAUUGCCCUUCUCACUCCUUCCCGAAGAGGUUUAAAUUCUUGUAUUAUGUAUAUUAUGAUUAUUAAUUAUUAAAGUCUGAAGUUUAUUUUAGGUAAAAAAAUCGUCGUUGAUUUAAUAUUUUUGAUUUUUCUAUCUAUUAACAAAUUUUUUACCAGAAAUCUUGCAACGAUAUUCAAGUGUAGCAUCUUCCAUUAAAGCAUAUUUCAUCUUGCAAUUGAAAAUUGAGGCGGUCAUUUUAUUAUUUUAUUUGUAGUUUUCUUAAUAAUUCGGAAAACCCGGAUAAAAAAAGGAACGUUUACGUCAUUAAAUGUUUCAUUAUUUUCGAUUUUAUUUUUCUAUUAUAUCAUUUUUCAAGCAUCUUUUCUGAAAGAAAACUUCGCCUUUUUGAUGCAAUGCAAAUUGGAGUUCGUUUUUUAUUUUCACGCAGUCGUAGUUCAGUAGGUUUAGGUUUUUAAAGAUAAGUUUAAAACACUUUAUACCCCUGUCGUGUCUUUCCGUUGAUUUGAUCCUUUCUUUGAUUUGAUUGACAAGAAAGUAGUAGAAAUAUAUUAUUCGUAAUAAUAUUAUUAUUUAUUUAUAUAUGAAAACUAAACAUAAAUCUAAAUAUAAGCCAAUAUUAAAAAAUAGGUGCCAGAAUAUAAAUACUUUGUGAAUAGGUAUUAAAAAUGUCCUGUCAACUAUUUACAAAUUAAGAUAUUUAAUUUAUUAAAGUUUUCAAACUUUAGCAUAAUGUAUUUUAAUACGAGGCUAGGUACCAAAUUCGUUCAGAAUUGUAUAAGGAAUUAUUAUAAUUAUAGUUUAUUGUUUAAAAUACGCUUAGAAACCGCAACUUUACACGCUAGCAUAGCAGAAUGGAGUUUUCUAACUUGUUUUUAAAUUAAAUUUGUCCUUUCUUCCCGGACUCAUUUCUGCGAGUGUCUGUGCCUAUAGAUUUUUAUAUCACAACCUAAAAUGGUCUCGAACAGUAUUCGAAUAGGUAAUCAUAAUAUCAUAAUAUAUUUUAUUAAUGAAAUUUUAUUAGAUUUUACGUGACCAAUUAAAUUCAAAACAAGAUUUAUAAUAUUAUUUAGGUACCUACCUAUAGAUAUUAUCAAACUAUAGCAACUUCUUUAAAUACUGUAUAUAUUAAUAAUUUGCAUACAUAGUAAUAUUAUCUUUUAUUUGUAUAAUAAAAUUCCCGGUGAUGUAUAUUGUUUAUUUCUUUUUAAAUCUAAUACGACAGUGUUAAUAAAAUCCAGGAAAUUCAUAUUAUUGCGAUAUAGUCUACCAUAUUACUAUUUGUAUUAGUCAUUUGGUCAAUUUAUAUAUGCAAUUUAUACAAUACAUACGUGUAUAGUGUAUACAAGAAACUUAAAAGGGGGGAAAAUAUGCGUUUAAUACGAGGACGGUCGUACCGUUGUAUCAACCAGACGAUGACAUCAUCCGGUGAGUUCAACUGCGUGACGUCAUCACAUACCACUGUUUUUUUUUUUUGCUAGUAGCGCGUGCCCUUUUUACACAAAAUGCAUUUUGAAUUCAGUACUUAUACGAGUAUACUUUUUUUUUUUUUAUUUGGUUUGUAAUUUUCGUUUUUAUAAACGUCCAUAAUCGUGUUUAACCGGAUAAAUACCUAGUGAAAUAGCAAAACAAUACGAAGUAUAUGCAAUUUUCACCGUUACAGACCGCUCCUAUAUAUGAAUAACAUAAUACGAAUUUAAACGAUCACGACUUUAUAAAAAAAUCGUAUGUUAUUAAAUCAAAAUUACCAGAAUUGUUUUAUUGUGAUAAACUGAUUUUUACCUACUACGAUUUUCCGUAAUUCAUGUAUUGUAUAGGUAGGUUAGGUGAUUAAUUUUGACGUGUCUAAUGGAAUCGCGUGAUUAAAUUAAAAUAUGCUUUUAAACCAAACCCAAAAAUGUAUGUAUUUUAUUAUGACUACAACAGCUCUACGUGUUUACGUUUAUCAAUCUUUAACUAAGUAUAAUAAUGUAAUAUAGGUAGUAAAAAAUAAGGGAUAGGGAUAUACCUACUGAUCGUAUAGCGAUGAUCGGCAGACGGGUAUAUACAUAUAUAGUGUUUGAAUUUAUCAUGUUAUUUUAGUAUAUGGAUUAAAAUUCCAUGUUUGUUAUUAUCGAUUGACCCUAGGAAGUUAACACUAUUUGAAAUAUUUCAUAUCACUGUAGAUAUUGUAUAAUAUACAUUGAUAAUAUUUUUAUUACACAAAAUAAAUAAUAUUAUGUGACUAAAAUUCAUUAUUUCGUUAUUAUAUUUUAUAUGUUAUAUUAACAUCCUUAGCUAUAUAAUAUUACAACAAUCUCUAUUUAGUAAAACAAUACACUAUUAUAUGUUUAUGAAUUAUUAUGUUGUUUUAACACAAUACCGACGAACUAUACGUUGGAAACAAUUGUUUGUAAUUUUGUCAUCGAUUCUGAGCGAAACGAUGAUGUUAUUGAUUUUUUCAUUAUACUAUACAUGUAUUAUAUAUAUGUGUUUUUUUUUCGUUAUGUUUUCUAUGACACAAUUUUCGUUAGUAUUAGGCAAUUAGGAGUGCUCGUUCGUUAUUGUUUUUUGUUUUUUUUUUUUGAGAAAAUGUUCUAAAAAGUGAUAUUUACGAAAACAAAACGAAGGUAUUUUGAAAAUAAAUUUCUACAAUCUUUUAUGUUAUGCCUAUGACUAAUAAUCAUUACCACUCAAAAUAAUAUCUGCAGCUGCAGUAAAUUCUGUCUGCAAAUAUUCUAAUAUAGUGUACAUGUACAAUAUACAUACUAUGUUUAAAAAAUAUACCUUUCAGAUUUAGUUUUAUUGUUAUUUACGAUAGUAUUACACUAUUAAUAGUGUAUAAACUAUUUACAAGUUAUUAUGUCACAGUGAACUGUGUUGUUAUGUUGGACUCUUAGAACUAAAAUUUUUUUUUUUUUUAUCAAUGACAUAUUCCACUGAAUUUAACGGUGAAAUUUAUUUGUUAAUUAAAGAAAUUCCAAACAGAACAGAGAUUCCUAUAUCUAGAUCCGGAACUUGGGGGAAGGUGGGGAUCCCUUUUGAACCCCCCUAAGUAAUUAGUUAAAUAAUACUUUUAAUUAUUAUUAUUAUUAUUUUUUUUGCAACCGUAAUAGUUUAAAACAUAUAUUCGCUAUUGAUGCAAGAUUACAACCUUCUUGAAAUUACGAUUUCUAAAUAUUUACGCUUAUUUAGACAUCACGAGGAAUCAUUAAAGUGCAUUAUAAUAAUGCGCCAUGAUUGAAUAAGCUAUAAAAAUAUUAUUAUCAAAUAAACACCGAUAGGUAACCUACUUUUGUGUUUAAAGUAAACCUGUCAUGUAUAGGCAGUGCAAUGUAUGUUCUAUUAUUAAUGGUUUUUUUAAGAGACCCGAAUUCAGCGUAUAUAAUAUAUAUAGUUCAUUUAGUUGUUAUUGUAAUAUGUAAUGUUGAAAAUUGUUCCAUUUAAAAAAAAAUCUAUUUUUUUACAGUACCAUUAUUUUUAAAAAGCGUAUUAAAUUACACUAAUAUAGUAAUAACUUAUAAUUAUAUACAAUAUAAUCUAAAUAAUUUUUUAUUAGAUACUGAUUAAAGUAUAAUAGUUAGGUACCUACUUAUAUUUAUAUGAAAUGAAAAUUCAAUUUUCUGAGAUCAUAAAAACGUUUAAAUGUAAUGGAAAUUUAAAAAUGUUUACAUCGUAAAAUAAAUAAAUCCGAAGAUCACGUAUUUAUAUAUUUUUUUACCACCGUAGAGAUUUUUUUAUUAUUAGGAUUUUGUACGUGUUUAUUAGAAAUUUCAAGAAAUUUAAUAACAACUAUUUUAAUCGUAUGAAUUUAUGUAUUAUAAUAUAUCAUAUUAUAUUUUAAUUGAAUUAAUAUAUAACUAGAAAUUCACAGAGAUCUAUGGGUAUAGUUUAUAAAUAAAUUAUGUUAGGUAUCUAUUAGUUAUCGGUACAUAAUAUAUAAAUAAAAGUAGGCGGUUAAAAUUCACUUCAAAUUUGAAUAAAAUGGACGAAUUGAUGAAUAAAAUGUUCUUCUUGUUAAUUAAAAAAAAUUCUCGUCUUUCAUCAUCGCCGUGUUGCACUUAUUAACAAAAUUAACAAAUAUUUACCGAAACUAUUUGCUUAUGUACUCAUAUGUGCAUAUGCACUUCCAUUCAGUGAUUGUAUUUAAUUAUACCUAUUGUACCCAGAUAAUUUCACAGUUAUAUUUCUUUAAAUAAUUCUUAAUUGUCUUAGCUUGAUUGUGUAACACUUAACCGAUACUUAUUUAUUUAAUUUUUUUUAUAUCUACAUUAUUCUUUCAUUUAUCAAUUGUUAAAUCAUUUUUUUAAAUAAUUUUCACAUAAUAUAUAAAUAUAACCUGUCUAUAAUAUCGAUACUGCAAGUUUAGGCACAUAAUACUACUUAUAUCUACACUCAGUACUUAAUUCAAUUAAAUUGCAUGUAUAUAAAAAAAAAAAAAAAAAAACAGAAUACUACUGAUGGAUAGGCCAUCGUUAUAAGUGGGAAGUUGAAAAGUUUUAAUAAGGUAACAUUCUGUAAGUAAGGAUGAAUCAUCGCUGACCAAAAACGAUUUUGGGUGAAGGUCUGUUAAUCAUGUUUUGAUAAACAUUAAGAAAUUAUUUAUUUAAAAUUCAACCCUUAAAAAGAUGAAAAAAAAAUGAAAGAAAACGUACUUCUAAAAUAGUUCUACUAAUAAUUAACUGUAGCGUAUGAACGGGGAUGGAAACUAGGAGUCACGGGAGUAACAUGUUUUUAUUUUUUUACUGUUCAAUAUUGAUACGGGAAAAGCUGUGCGGGACAGCUUAUAUUUUAUAUUUAUAUUUAUACAUACGAUAUAAUAUAUUUAUUUUUUCAUAUUGUAAUAUAAUCUUUAAUACAAAUUUACAAAUGUGUACGUUGUUUAAAUUUUAUCUUCAUUAAAUUGUAAGCUUAAUAUUAAAAAAAAAAAAAAAACAUUAAAAACUGAUUAAUCAUUACUGCAUUUUUAAUAUUAAACUAAAUUUUAAAACGUUUUAACGUGUGUUCAAACCUAGUAGAUAACUAGUGUAAUAUCCUCUUAAUUACAACAAUAAAAUAACGCUAUAAUUUUUAUUUUGUAACCAGGAUUUUUUUUUUAUAGUAUUUAUAUCUACAUAAUAAUAAUUAUUAAAUUAUUCAACUAAGUUAUUGUAUACUACACGAAUUCAUUAACUAACUGGUGUUUUUUCUUUAGAAUUCGCCGAGUAUAAUUGUAUUCUAUAGACAGUAACAAUAAUGUGCUAAAUUUUAACUAUUUAUUAUUAUCGGUGCAUGCGGCAAAUAGUUCUAAGUAUGUAUAUAUAUACCAAUUCGUUACGUUCAGUAUCAAUUUGAUUGCCGAACAUUAUUACAACGGUCAUUUUGAAGUUGCUGCAGUCAUAGAAAUAGUUUCAAAGAAAUAUAAUACAAAACUGUAUAAUAGUAACUUAUAUAAAGCUUAUCGGAUUUCAUUAUUGGUUUAAUAUCGUACAAGUAUAUAAUAUUGUUAUGUAGAAAAAAGUAUUUUAUAAAACUCGCGGCUAAUACGCGUAAUAUGUGUAUACAUAAAAAAAGUGACAUGUUUAGUAAGUAGUUUUGAUGUAUAACAAGGAUUUUUACCAUUUAAGGUCUUGGAUUUCAUAUAAAUAUAUAUAGCGGUACCAUACCUCUACCUUCCCCUAACCUCGCCCGGAGGAGUCCAUUACUGCUACUAUAAGAACACCGUAUGUGCGCAUUUACUGUAUUAUCAUUAUUUCUGUUCCGUAUAUGCGACAUACCUAUAUUUACAAAUUAUAAUGCCAUAACCCGUAACACAUGGACGUUUAAUGCAAAUAAUGUUCAAUAUAUAGAUAUUAUAUGUACCUAUAUAUUAUGACAAGUGUAUUAAAUGUUAUUUAUAUUAUGAUUACAUAAGCGAUAGAUGAUUUUGAAUUUGGUACCUGCCGUUUUACCUUUUUUAUAUUACAGUGUUUAAAGUGUGAACAACUUCGAAGGGUGAAUAUAUUUACCGAAAAUUAAGCGGCGUUCCCGAGAACUAAGCAAACCCAACCAAACUCAGGAAAUUCAUCGUAGAGACAAUACUUUCCAUAUAAUAUUUUUUUCUCACACACAUUUGUUCAUACAAAUGUUACACACUAACAGGAUUUAAAAAUAAACUACACCCUAUCCUUAAAUUGUAAUCCUGCGCAUAUGAUUGCUCAGUAAAAAAAAAUAAAUUAAAUUCUGGUUACGUUUUAUCUCAUAGAUAUUGAAGAAUUCAUUUUUUAUUAAAUCAAUUAGAUUUUUUAAAAUUUGAUUAAAAAUUUAUCGCUGAUCACAAUUAAAGUGUACCCCCGACUUCAAAGUCUUAAACUAAAUGGGACUAAUUUUAUUUUAAAUAAGAAGGGUGACUCUAACCACUUUAACCACUGUUUUAUGCACUUAUAAUCACGUUCUUCUCGUUCGUUUCUUUGAUAUAAUUUAUAUAAUAUAUUAUUACUCGGCUGCGGUAUGGAAGAACAACAUUAUACUGUUAGAAAAAAUAUUUCUUUCAUUCUAUACUACUCGUCAAUAAUAGUUUAUUAGCAAAUACCGCACUCAGUAAACAAUAGCCGUGUACUAACAUCACAUCAUUAUAUAGCCGUGCCCUACAUGAUGCUUCUCUUUUCUACUCGUUUUAUUACGAGGUAUAACAUUUUUUUUUCCCCAACGCGUGAAUACUUUAAUUAAAACUAAUACCUAUAUAGUUAGUUUAAUAAAAAUGUAUCUAUAGGUGCCUACAUUUAUAUGCUUUUAUUCAGUAUUUUUAUAAUUCAUUUUAUCGGUACCUAUAUAUUAGAUCGUAGGUAAUGUGUAUGUUUUGGAAUUCAAAAUAAUGUAUUAUUUCGAUUAUACGUAUAUGUAUUUGAAUACAUAUACCUACCAUAAAAUGGAUGAGUAGCCAAGGGGAUAAAUGUACUGUUAUAUAUAGGUACAUGGCUUACCUAUAUCUACAUAAUCAUUGUCUUUGAAAAUAAUACGUUAUAAAAAAAUAAUAAUAAUAAUACAAAAAAACAGCGUCGCGAAAACUGUGAGAGAAAGAAAGACCAUGAUGGAACCAACUGGUUUCAAGACCUAUUUACCGUACAAGGAAAUGAUUUUUAGUAUACAGAAUAUUAUGUUAUACUUCAAUGACGAACUGUUUUAUCUUUCUAAUACAGUUGUGAAUUCAAAACUAUGUGAAUGGUAUUUCAGUGGUUUAAGUAGGUACCUACCUGCGUACAAUAUUAUUAUAAAACUUCAUAACCUCCCUUAUUAAAACAUAAAUUCUGCUAGAUAAAUUAAUAAAAUCAUGUUUGAUAAUUUCAAAUAAUUUAAGUUUAUCAACAUUGUAAAACGUUUAGAUGAGUAUAAUUUAAUUUUUAAUCAACUUCAUUUAUUUAGUUACUUUUACGAGUUUUACAUUAUACCUAUAUAUACCCUAUCCUUAUAUUAUAAUUGUUUACUUAUUUAUUAUAUUAGGUAUUAUGCCGCUAUAUUCCAAUUUAAAUGUCUAAAUUAUAUAAUAUACAUGCAUUUACACGUUAAAAAGUAACCAUUUAUUUCGGGGUAAAACUCACGUAUAUCGUAUGUGUUUUUUAGUGUGAAUGCCCUAAUUUAAAAUGCAGAUGCACCGAGCCAUGCUAACAAUUAACUACCUAUAUAGCUACAUAGUAAGGAUUUUGAAUUGCUGCAUUUUAUAGUUCUAUGUGGUUGAUCGCCAAUUACCUACUAUAAUAUAACUACUAGGUACACUAAUGGCUAAGUUAGUUGAAUAUUUACAAUUAAUAAUAAUCAUAUAAUAUACAUUAUACAGGAUGAUCAAUCCUCGACAAAACACUCUUUAUCAUGGAAGUAUAACUUAUUUCAGAAUAUUUUUUUUUUGGAUGUUAUGGAGCACAAGUAGCUCUAAAAUAUCAUUGAUUACCGAUGUUUUUUGUUCAAAAUAUACACUGUAUAUAGACUACCUAUAUAGUAAAUUUUGUACAGAAAAAAAAACGAAAUAUUUAAAUUAAAUUCUGGACCAUACUGAAUAAUUUUACUUGGACACUUAUUUAUUAUUAUACUACCUAAAUAAUAAAAUGAAUAAGUAUUUAAUUUUUCUCAGUCUUUCUAUUUACUUGAAUCCAUAAUAUUUGUUUUAAUGCCAAGUUUGGAAGAUUAAUCGGCAUUGACACGAUAGUUUUGUUAGCCGUUUUCCGUUUGUAAUUUUUGAAAAUAGCCACGUGAAUAAACAGUUUAAAAGACAAGCCAUUGACAUUCUCUACCCUUGCUUGUAGGGUGCAGUAUUCUCAUAUAGAAUCAAUCUGUAGGGUCCCAGACGUACCAGUGGUUACCAAGCCCUCGGCCGACUGUCGCCAGACACACCCAGUUUUGAAUACACAAUACCUUCGUAUACAACAAUGUAACAAUAACGCGUGUAUCUUGUAUUUAUGAAUUGAAAUAAUUAUACAAUCUGUUCACAAAAUGCACAUGUGGUUAGUUAAAUUUACAAAUCAUGGAGUAGUAGUAUAACUAUUAACUACCAAUUACAAAUAUUUAAUUAAUCAUUAGAUAUUGUGUGAAAUGUUAAUUAGAAUUAAACUUACGAGGAAGUAUGGGGGGUUGUGACAACUCCUAAAUUUAGAAAUUUAAAUUAUUAUGGCGGAAAUUCAAGAUAAUAUAAUAUUAAAGUCGACAAAAUGAAUAAUUUCUUCGUUAUUGUUUUUUGUAUUUAAUUAGUGAUUAUCUUUAAAUAUUUUAUUUAUUAUUAUAUAAAUAUUUUCGGAAGUCUGCAAAUUUGGCAGGUAUUUGGAUAUAUCAUAUGUCUCCAACGAUUUUUAAUUUUUUAUGUUAGAAUUUCAUUAUGUAGUUUUCUACAUUAAAACGUUAAAAACUGUACGGUUUAUGACUUAUUAGUUAUUUGUAUUUUGUAUAGGACGUUAUUUAUUUGGUUCGAUAUUAAUAAGUUUCAAAUUUAGUUAUUAUUGAAUAUAGGUAGGGUUAUGAGUUAGUUCCCAUCUGCAGUUUGUUACCCACUGCAUGAUCGAUAAUGUUUCAGCAUCCCCCAGAUGUUAAACACAUUACUGAAAACCAAAUGCACACAGAAUAAAUAAAUCCUAAUUUGCUGGGAGAAGUCUAUUUCCGCUGUUGAUAAUAAUACUUGCAUUGCUUGCUUUAUACUAUACAGACAUAGACAAUUAUAGUGUGACUGGAUAAAAUUAUAAUUUUCUUUAGAAAUUAUAUGAAUAUUAUAUUAGAUAGUACCUAUAAACAGAAUAUAUUAUACGAAAUUUAACCGAAUAGGUUUUUGUAAUUGUCUACACGAUUUAGUCAUUAUAUGCAUUGACACUCAAGGGAUAUGACUCACAACUAGUAUGAAUCACCCCUUUUAAAAAAAAAAAGUUAUCUACUUUAUUACAUUAAUUUUAUUCCCUUUUGAACUAUAUAUACCUACUUUACUAUACAGAUUUAAGUUUAAUAUUAUUAUUUUUUGUUGAACAGAAAUGAGUUCCCCGUCGUUGAAAGAUUUACCAAAAGUAGCAUACGAUCUUAAAAGCCAACUUGAAGGAUUUAAUCCUGACAAUAUGAAAAAGGCUGAUACGAAUGAAAAAAUAAUUCUUCCUACUGCUGCAGGUAUAUUUGAUUAAUAAUCAUUAUUAAAUUUUAAUAAUGAACGCUUAACUAGUUUUGUAUGCUCUUAAAGCUUAUUAUUAUUUUAUUAAAAACUGUUUUUUAUUUUGUUAAAGCUACUACCUAGUAUCUACCUAAGACUUUUAUAGCUAUGAAUACCUAUAUAACCAAUAUACAUAAUGGCCAAAUAAGUAAUUUUUUUUUUUUUUCAUUUGAUAGUGUCCGAUAAAAAUAUAUAAUGGGCAAUUCAUUAAUCAUCUAAACCACUCAAUAUUAUAAUAACUAAUUUAUUUACUUGAAGAUGACAUAGAAAUGCUUAAAUUUCACUAAGUAUAUCAAAUUAAUCAAAUUUAUCUGUGGGUACCUAAUUCUAUCUAAGUCAAUUAAUUAAUUUUGUAUUUUGAAGUAAAACUACAUUUUUAUAAGUAUACUUAUAGUUUAAAAUAAUACCAUAAAUUAAAAAUUAAAAUAUUUUUUUUAAUAACUAUUCAUUAUACAAAAAGUAAUUAUAUAAAUACCUACUUCAAUAGCAUAAUAUGAUUUAAAAUAAAACAAAGGUAGAUAAAUAAAUAAUCUACCUACCUACCUAUUAAAAAUAAAUCUAUACCUACCAACCUAAAAAUAUUAGUGACUUAAGUUACUUUAUUUUUACUUAGUUAUGUAUUAUUUAUAGGUAGGUACAUAUUAUAUUAUGUUUAGAUAUAUAGGCAUGUAUUAUCUAUUUAAAUUUUGGAUUUAUAAAAUUAACAAUUAAAUAGAUAAGUAUUUUUUUAGAGCAUGCCAUACUUUUAUUAAGCUUAUAUAAUUAUUGUUUUAUGCUGAUCAAUAGGUAUGAUUAAAUAUGUUGACAUUACUUACCUGUUAAACUUGUCUACAUAAAUGUAUUGCUUAUGCGUGUAAAUUUCAUAGUCAUGUGAACUUUCCACGCUUUAGCUGUGUUUACCUAAGAGUAUGUUAAAAUGCUUGCUGUUGCUUUUUUUUUGGAAUAAAAAAAAAAAAAAAGAUGUGAAACGCGAACGCCAGCACAAUGAUCUCAUCCAGGGCGUCAAUAACUUUAGCGUGGAAAAGCUUAAGAGAACAGAUACUCUGGAAAAAGUGAUCUUGCCGAAUGCUCAAGGUAAGUGUGCUCUUCAGGCUAUAUUUUAUUAUUGAUUCUGAACGUUUUUCAAACGAAACACAGAUUCUUGAAUGUGGUUUGUAUUUCAGAUGGCUUAACAUUGUUUAGAGUUUUAUGCUUGCAUUAAACAUUAUACCUACUUGCCUUUAUAGAUAUAUUUUAUAAGUUAAACAAAAUUGCCAUAUAUUAAACUAAAUUUAAAUUUUUAGAUGUAGCUGCUGAAAAGACCCAAAAAGCCAUUACUGAAGCGCUCAUUGAAGGCGUUGGAGGAUUUGAUACUGGUAAACUCAAACAUACGGAGACUCAAGAAAAAAAUCCACUUCCUGAUAAGACUGGUGAGUAUUGUCUUAAAAUAUCUAUACAAUUUUAUUUUAUUUUUUUUUUUGUAGAUGUCAAAAAUAUCUUAUUCUAUUCAAAUAAUUGAAUUAAUUCUAUUUUAGUGAUCGAAGCUGAAAAGGAACAACAGCAAUUAAUUUCCGGUAUUGAGAACUUUGAUACCAAAAAGUUGAAGCCCACUGUUACUGAAGAAAAAAACCCAUUGCCCACUAAAGAAGGUAAAUUAUGGUAAAAAUAUGUUUAUUUUCUUUAGUUAAUAAUAUAUCCAUCCAUUACCUCAUUAUUUUUAAAUAAUAUUUAUAAUAAUAUACAAGGUGAUUUAUUAAGCAUACUACUAACCCUUUUUUAUGAUUAAAUUAUGCAUAAAUUAAAAUUCUGAUUUUUGGAAUUUUUAAAUGUAAUGAAAGACAAUAUUAUCAAAUACUUAGAUUUUUCACAACAGCUGUCAAGUAUCAUAAUGCGUAAUAAUAUUAACUUUGGUUUUUCAAAUGACAAUCUACAUGUUUUAAUUUAAUUAGUCAAUCAGAUUAUUUUCCUGAACAUUUUGACCUAUUGUAAUUGAAAUUUGAAUGAAAUGUUUCAGAAUUGUUUUACUUUAAAUAUUAAAGAUUAAGUAUAAUAACUACAAAAUUCAAAACAAUAAAUUGCCUGUACACGAAUUCUAUGAAACAGUUAAUAUUCUUAUAAAAGGCUAUUAUUCUUAGUAUUUAAAGUAGAAUAAUUCAGAAACUUUUUUACAUUCAAAUUUUGAUUACAAUAUGGUAACAUUUCCAAAAAAACCAUCUGAUUGAUAAUUUGCAUCAGAACAUGUAAGUUUUCAUUUGAAAAAUCAAAAUUGUUAACACUUUAAGUGUUGUGAAAAAUCAAAUUAUGCGGAAAUAUAGUUAUUUACCACACUUCAAAAUUCUAAAAAUCAGAAUUUGAAUUUCCACAUAAUUUAACUAUACAAAUGGGAUGAGCAUGCUUAAAAAAGUCAAUCUGCAUAUUAUAUUAUAUCUUAAGUUAUAAAAAAAAUUGUGUAAAUAAUAGUUGUUCUUAAAAAUUAUACUAUCCUUAUCUUUCCUAUGAAAAAAAUAAUUUGAUCGCUUCUGCUCAAACCAUUAUACUAGUGAAUUAUUUAAAACAGAUUAUUUCAUGGGUAUAUAACUUUUCUAGUUAUUAAAAUAAAAUAUUGUAUUUAAGAAGGGGAUUGAUUUAACCCUUCAAUGCCCAUUGUAGCAAAUAUGCAACAUGUUAAAAUAUGUUUUCACACUACAUACGGAUUACAACAAAUGCGUUGUGUCAUCUAACGUAUAGUUUAAGACCUAAUCUAUGUUUUAUAUUCAUAUGUACAUACAAAUGUUAUCAUUCCCGUUUUGUAACGUGUUUCAAGCUAGAUAAAGUAAUUUAAUGGUUUUUCUCUUGUGUGUUUCGAGAGAAAAAUAAAUACUGUUUUAAAUCAUCAGAGAUGAAACUUAAAAUUAUAUGGUUUAUAUGAAUUUUCAUAAUACAUAAAUUAUUAAUAACGCAGUAGUUAUACUUAAGUUUAUUUUAGUAGUUUAGUUACACAAAUACAAUUUUCUAAUACAAGCUCACAGGAUUUUUAAAAUUAUUUUUCCCAAAUUCAGCACAUCAAAAUUAACUAGGAUAUUUUUUAUGUAAAAAAAAAAAAUAGGUAUUGAAGGGUUAAGUAAAAAUAUAUUAUAUAUAUAUAUAUAAUAUUCCUUAUUUAAUUUAAAAUCCUCAUAGGUAAUUUAAUAUUUUACUUAUAUACAAUUACCAAUGAUCUGUAAUAAGUUAAAUUAAACUAAAUUAUAUUAAAAAUUACUUUUUAAUAGUUUGCUUUUAAUAACGGUUAUUAUUUUAUUUAUUUGUUUAGUUAUAGCUGAAGAGAAACAAGCCUAAGCAUCAAAAUUCCUCAAACAUGGUUUAACCUCAAAGGGAAGGAUAAAUUAUUAUAUUAUACUCUUACAUUUGUAUCCCCUAUUGAGUUAGGCAAUGUGAAGAUUUUUUUUCGAUUUUUUUAUAGAUGAAUAAUUAUUAAAUUAAGUAUCUCCAAAUCAAUUCCGUCUUGAUGUAUUAACUGUUGAAUUACAAUUGAAAUACAUUUUUAACACGGAAUUUAUAAGUAUAUAAUUUUUUACUCUUUUCAAACUUUUUUAAAUAUAACCUAAUGCAUAUGCAUAUUUUAUAACACCAAUAUUUA
This is a messenger RNA of Cinara cedri, 18118 nucleotides long. NCBI's taxonomy places the organism in Eukaryota, Metazoa, Arthropoda, Insecta, Hemiptera, Aphididae. The record is from the annotation of a GenBank genome assembly.